Lathyrus oleraceus (garden pea) is the source of this 1545-nucleotide messenger RNA. RefSeq names its product purine permease 3. Gene Ontology annotation, molecular function: purine nucleoside transmembrane transporter activity. Lineage: Eukaryota; Viridiplantae; Streptophyta; Magnoliopsida; Fabales; Fabaceae. Bases 214 to 1296 code for a protein of 360 amino acids. The transcript has 2 exons. The record is from RefSeq and is a predicted model, not a curated record. Gene Ontology annotation, cellular component: membrane.
UGGCUCCAUAAUCACUUGGAAAAGAUUAUUAUUAUUGAAAAAGACAUUACAGUGUGGAUUCGAUAUUGACACUCAAUGAUUACUUUAUCAAUAUACAAUAUUCUCAGAAAAUAUCUAAUCUUUUGACUAGUCACCACUUCAAAUCCAUUCUUCUUUCCUUAUGUUAAGACACACACAAAAGAAGAAGAAACGCAAAAAUAUCAUCAAGCAACCAUGGUAGAAAGAAUAAGCCAAGAAAAAGAAGAAGAAAACGAAAGAAGAAGCAUGAAGAAACUCCUUCUAAUACUAAACUCAAUCCUCUUAGCCAUAGGAACAUGCGGUGGCCCACUAGUAAUGCGUCUAUACUUCAUCCAUGGCGGCAACCGCGUCUGGCUCUCAAGCUUCCUCGAGACAUCUGCCUUCCCAAUAAUCCUCAUUCCGUUAACCAUCUCUCACAUCCACAACCGUUACAAUAACCCUAAUGGACCAAACACCUUUGUCUCAAUGAAAUCACCUUUGUUUUUCGCCUCCGCCGUCAUCGGAAUCCUCACCGGUCUCGACGACUACCUCUACGCCUGCGGCAUAAAGCGUCUCCCGGUGUCGACUUCUUCCUUAAUCCAAUCCUCGCACUUAGCUUUCACUGCCGUUUUCGCUUUUCUGGUUGUGAAGCAUAAGUUUACGGCGUAUUCUGUUAAUUCUAUUGUGUUGUUGACGCUUGGAAGUGUGGUUUUGGCUUUGAACUCUAAGGGUGGGGAUCGUCUUGUUGGGGAGUCGAGUAAGGAGUAUGUGAUUGGUUUUGUGAUGAUAUUGGCUUCGGCUGCUUUGUAUGGAUUUGUUUUGCCGUUGAUGGAGUUGGUUUAUAAAAAGAGUAAACAAGUUAUUAGUUAUUCUCUUGUUAUGGAGAUUCAGCUUGUUAUGUGCUUCUUUGCUACUUUGUUUUGUGUUGUUGGGAUGUUCAUAGACAAUGAUUUUAAGGUGAUUCCAAGAGAAGCAAGAGAGUUUAAGCUAGGGGAAACAAAGUACUAUGUUGUGUUAGUGUGGAGUGCUAUAAUGUGGCAGUUUUUCUUCUUAGGAGUGAUUGGAGUUAUUUUUUGCUCCUCGUCUUUAUUGUCUGGUGUUAUAAUUGCUGCGUUUCUUCCCAUAACUGAAGUUUUAGCUGUUAUUGUCUACAAAGAGAGUUUUCAAGCAGAGAAAGGGGUUGCUUUGGCGCUUUCUCUUUGGGGUUUUGUGUCUUACUUUUAUGAUGAGAUUAAAGAAGCAAGAAAAACGAAAAGUAGAGAAACGGAACUGCCUCAAAGUCAUCACUCCAUCGCAUGAUUGCAAGAAAUGUUGUUGUUGGUGUUUUUGAUUGGUUUUGCUAUCUAGUCUUACUUUUGAAUUGUCAAUAUUGUUGGCUAGAUUUGUCCCACACAAACUUCAUGAUAACCACAAAAUAGGUGAAGCCAUUUUGUCACUCAUGAAUAUUGUAGUACAUAAUCUAAGUAUAGGGGGAAAAUAGGUUUUAUACUAAUAUUAUGAAUAUUAAUUAAUCAAUAAUAUGUGAUGGAGAAAAAUAUGUUAUAACAA